Molecule: messenger RNA, 2982 nt
Organism: Candoia aspera
Lineage: Eukaryota; Metazoa; Chordata; Lepidosauria; Squamata; Candoiidae
Gene: AMDHD2
Product: amidohydrolase domain containing 2
Exons: 12
Coding region: 97-1329 (410 amino acids)
Biological process (GO): N-acetylglucosamine catabolic process
Molecular function (GO): N-acetylglucosamine-6-phosphate deacetylase activity
Source: RefSeq, a predicted model, not a curated record
ACCGGGAUCCGGGCUCGCGGGGCGCCCCGAAGGCGAAGUUGCCGUCGGCGAGGAAAAGGGCUUGCCGGCAGCCGGUUGCCGCACACGUGUGCUUGAAUGAUGCCAUCCAAUAAAUCCACUGUGGAUGCUCCAAUCCUUCAGUUUACCAACUGCUGGAUUUUGAAGAAUCAUGACCUGCAAAGAGAGGAUCUAUGGGUAAGAGCUGGGAAGAUCCUAAACCCAGAGAAGGUGUUCUUUGAUGAGAAAAAGUCUGCAGAUGUCCAUCUGGACUGCAAAGGCAGCAUCAUUGCACCCGGCUUCAUUGAUGUACAAAUCAAUGGAGGUUUCGGAGUAGAUUUUUCCCUGGCUACAGAUGAUGUGCAAGCAGGAAUUUCAGUGGUUGGCCAGAAGAUACUGUCCAGUGGAGUGACUUCAUUUUGCCCAACUAUGGUGACCUCACCAACCUCAGUCUAUCACAAGGUUCUGCCUCAGAUCUGUGUACAAAAUGGCGGGCCUCAUGGAGCUGGUGUCCUAGGGGUUCAUCUGGAGGGUCCAUUCAUCAGCAAAGAGAAAAAGGGGGCUCACCCAGAGCAUUACCUCCGUACUUUUGAGUUGGGAGCCUUUCAGGAUUUGCUCGCCAUGUAUGGGAGCCUGGACUGUGUCCGGAUUGUCACCUUAGCACCUGAGAUGAAACGCAGCAGCGAAGUGAUCCGGGAGCUGACCAAAAGAGGCAUCUGCGUAUCACUGGGUCACUCUGUGGCUAAUCUAUCUCAGGCCGAGGAAGCCGUUCAUCAGGGAGCCACUUUCAUUACUCACCUCUUCAAUGCCAUGUUACCGUUUCAUCAUCGAGACCCCGGGAUCGUGGGACUUCUCACGAGUGACAAGAUUCCUCCUGGUCAGCAAGUGUUUUAUGGCAUGAUCUCAGAUGGGAUCCACACGAAUCCUGCUGCUCUGCGAAUCGCGCACCGGGCCCACCCUGAAGGGCUGGUCCUGGUGACAGAUGCCAUCCCAGCAAUGGGACUUCCCCCAGGCAGACACACGCUGGGCCAGCUGGUGGUAGAGGUAGAAGGAAUGAACACCUACAUUGCAGGUACCAAAACACUGAGUGGAAGCAUCUCCACCAUGGACACCUGUGUCCGGCAUUUCAGAGAAGCCACCGCUUGUACAAUAGAAACAGCCCUGGAGGCAGCCUCUCUCCAUCCUGCUCAGCUCUUAAAUAUCGAGGACCGAAAGGGAACCUUGGAUUAUGACAGUGAUGCAGAUUUUGUGUUGCUGGAUGAGAGUCUCCAUGUACGGGCCACUUAUAUUGCUGGCGAAGAGGUCUGGAGACAAGGUGACUUCACCAUCUGAAGCUGGUGCAGAGAUGGACAGGCAGGACUUCAGACUAAAGGCAGAGAGGGACUUGGAGUGGCACGCAGCUCCGUUUUCCCCUAAGGCCUUCUGGUUUUGCCUCCUUUUCCACCACAGUCUCUCUCUCUCAAAGACUCCUGCAAAAAUGGUAGCACUGGCUGCCCUCCUUCCUACAGAGCAUGAUGGAACUUUUCUCCUCAACUUGAUCCAGGUGGCUGUCCCACAAACGCCAGCUGGGGCUCCUUUCAGAGCUUGACGGGAACUUUUCUCGCUGUGCUAAUCAACAGACUUACUGCUACUGGGGAACAGCAGCCAUUUUUUUCCCAGAGUGCCUCUCUCUUUCUCUUUCAGUGCAACCCCUUUAAUAUUUGGAUGGAGCUUUGCAAAGGGGUUUGAGUGAACCAUCGUCUGCCUUGUCCUCAGUUAAAGCCAAUUCUAUGCAGUACUGUUAUAGCUGGCUGGAUUUGCCUAAGCAUCUGAGCCGGAAAUCUGAGGUGAAGUGAAACUCCAAGACAGUGUGCACCCUGCAAAAAUCAUUUUUUGGCAGCCUGGGAGCUGUUUCUGACCACAGUUGCUGAAAUCAGUAGUAUGGUUUAGUUCCGUUUUAAGCUGGAAAGGACAAGAACAUUAAUGAACAUCCUAAAAUAGGUUCAACUUUUUCUUAAAGCCUCCCAAACUCUCCCCACACUACAGAAAGAAAAUCUCAGCUCCACACAAUUGUAUGAUUAAUCCAAAGCCAAACAAACACUAUUGUGGCUUAACAUUGACAUUAAUCUUCCCAGAUGAAUAUUCUGUGAUUAUUUAAAAUAAUGUUUCAUUUCAAGGGGGCCUCUCUCAAAUCUGGCAGGUUAGUCUAUGUUUUCCUUCUAUUUUUCGCAUGUUGUCAUCUGGAUUACUUUCGCUGCCCCAUGGAUUGGCAAAGAUGGAAGUUCACAUUGUUCAUUUAUGUCUUCUGGAAACCAUCAGCAAGGUAUCUGCUGCAAUAAGUGAGCCAUGCAAAGAGCCCUUUGUACAGCUGGACAAAAUUGUCCAACUCAAAUCAGAUGUAAUAAAACCUCUUCUGGGGGAUCCAUUUGGACCCUAGUGCAGGGUUUCUCCACCUCAGCAACUUUAAGCUAUGUGACUUCAACACCCAGAAUUCUCCACCCAGCAUGCUGGCUGGGAAAUUCUGGGAGUCCACACAUAAGUUGCUGAGGUUGAGAAACCCUCCUGUAGACCACCGGCACACAAGCCAGGAUUAAUGCCAUUAGAACAACCAUUACAUCUGAAACACAUUAAAAUUGGAGUUUCUCAGUCUUACGGGCUUAACCAGUCAGUGGUUAAGCUGUUGUUUUUUUAAUUACUAAAUAUUGAAACAAAAUACUCAAUAGAAGAGGGAACUUUUAAAAAAGGAAUUUAAGAGGUAAAAACCCUCCAAGAGGGGUUUGUAACCUUUUUGUGCCACAGAUCCCUUUUAAAGUCUGGUGAAACCUACAGACCCUUUGUUGGGAAAAUGUUUUUAAAUGCAUAAAAUAAAAUAUAUAGAUUCAGAUUGUAUUACAAAGGAAACCAAGUAUGCUGAAAUGCAGUUAUGAAAAUAUUAAAAAAGAACAAAUAUGCACCACAGUAAUAUAUGUGCUUCUUUAUUAAUCCAUUAAGUCAAUAAUGACAAUA